CUCAUGUGAACUACUUUGCAGGGUGACACCAAGCGCGCCAGGCCACUGCUAGCACCAGCGUUUGCAAGGAAGAUACUCGCUUGACUUCGCUCGCAGGCCCCGGGUUAACGCCACCGACCGCCUCCUGCCUUGGUGGUUUUGGCUUAGGCCACAUCGCCAUCAAGAAUCAUUGACAGAACGCGACCGUCGACGGAGAACGGAGAUACUGGUCCAGCUAAAAUCGCCCGAGAAGUCUUAUCUGAGCUCGAGACUGGUAUCCGACUUGGUCACUGAGUCACAGAAGAGCUUCAUUUGGCACCAAGCCUGACUCCAGCCUGUUCCCAGCAGCAUCUUCCCAUAACACACGCCCUUCUCCCAUCCAAGCGCGCUCUUCUCCUCGCCGGUUUCGACAUGUAGAGGAUGUUGAUAGGCUCUGCUAUCAAAUUGGACAUCCCCGGCGCCCAGUGCCACUCAUCAACAAUCGUACACACGACGGCUGCGACUGAUAUGGACUCGAGCAUCUCCGAGGACCGCGACGACGAUACUGAAUCAACAAUGUCUGAUGUACAGAUCGGCAGUCCCGCACCUUCCCUCUACUCUUUCUCCUCAUCGGUAGAUGAGAGAUUCAUGCUACGUAGCGUAUACGGACGUAUACUGAACAGUCAAAAUGACACAUAUUUCCUCCCGGCGGAUCUCGAAGAGCACAGACGCCUGGAUAUACAACACCAUCAAUACACAUUAAUUCUCGGGCGGCUGUAUCCUGCCCCGGACUUGGUAUGGCGAGCCUUGAGACCGCGUCUCGAUCGUCGACCUGCAAUUCUCGAUGUCGGCACGGGAAGUGGGAGCUGGGCAGUAGACAUGGCCCGAGAGUUUCCCCACUGCGACGUAGUUGGCAUUGACCUGGCACCACCAAGAAUAGAUGGCAAAGUACCUAGUAAUUGCCGGUUUGAGAUCGACGAUGCGAACCUAGGGUUCCCUCAUUACACCGAGUCCUUCGAUGUCGUACACGCUCGAGCGAUUUCGGCAGGUAUCCGCGAUUUUCCUUGCCUACUUCGCGAGCUAGCGGGGACUCUCCGGCCUGGUGGAAUAUUGCUUCUAGGGGACGGCGAGCAGCAGUUGUAUGACGAAAACCAGAGACCAAUGGCCUUCACGGAUCCAGACGCACCGAGUAUUUCCUGGCUUCAAAAGGUGUUCUUCGCCACCUAUAACGCGAUGAAGAAUCGCGGGGGGAACAUCGAUUCGCCAUCCAUGAGUCCGACCUGGCUCCGUGCCAUCGACUGUUUGACAGACGUCGGCUGGCACAAAGAAUUCAUUCCCAUAGGACCUUGGGCAUACGAGGAUGAACGGGAGCGCGUCCUGUCCGAACUAUGUCGCGAGAAUUGCCUGAGGUAUAUUUCUACCCUAGCUCCUCUGCUUCUGAGCGAAGGGUAUCUUCCUGAGAGUGUAGAUCAGAUGUGUCGAGAAGCUACUGCGGAACUACGUGAGCUUCGCACGCGUAUCUACACUCGCUGGAAUUUUGCCUGGGCCGUGAAAAGACCUCCGAUCGGGACCGGUGUCAACAACGUAGAACAUUGACUCAGAGGAAGGGAAGGACACACGCUCCAGCUGGGAUAUGCUACUGCAUGCCGGCAUAGAUUGCUCCGCCGAGUCUUCGGGAUGUCAUUAUUGGGACUGUCUAUUUACUCGUUUCAUGUACCGCUCUCGCUGCAUAACUUAUUGUCGUAUGGGUUGUAUCGAACUACGAACUUGCCUGGGGUAGGUCGAAGAGCACAGAGAGCCCGGAGAAUGGUUUUCCUGCCCCUGGGAAGACUCGAAGCUACGGUUAUUGCCCCUGUCCUGUAUCUCAUAAGUACUCGAGUCCUGGAUUGUUCCCCGGUAUACGUCUGAUCGAAUCGUUACUUGCUCUUUGCAACAGUGAUACCAUUGGCGAGCAGAUGUGAACCACCAC
Messenger RNA from Fomitopsis serialis, 1927 nucleotides. RefSeq names its product S-adenosyl-L-methionine-dependent methyltransferase. The record is from RefSeq and is a predicted model, not a curated record. Gene Ontology annotation, molecular function: methyltransferase activity. The transcript has 13 exons. Bases 400 to 1554 code for a protein of 384 amino acids. NCBI's taxonomy places the organism in Eukaryota, Fungi, Basidiomycota, Agaricomycetes, Polyporales, Fomitopsidaceae.